Malania oleifera is the source of this 1423-nucleotide messenger RNA. RefSeq lists its product as uncharacterized. The coding region runs from base 74 to 1288 and encodes 404 amino acids. Lineage: Eukaryota; Viridiplantae; Streptophyta; Magnoliopsida; Santalales; Ximeniaceae. The transcript has 11 exons. The record is from RefSeq and is a predicted model, not a curated record. Gene Ontology annotation, biological process: glycerophospholipid biosynthetic process. Gene Ontology annotation, cellular component: mitochondrion.
CAUCUAACCAUCGCAUCUUCUUCCCGAGUGCAAGAAAUGAGAAUUGGAACCAGCUUCGCAAAGAAUUCCAAAAAUGGAAGCAAAGCUUCUUCGUUACAUCCUCUCUUCUCCAUCAUCUCGCGUUCCUUCUCGCAGCUUCUCUCGCAUUCCCGACGGUUCGUCCGUAUUCCAAUCAAUUCUGCUAAGUCUCAAAUUCAUUCUAUUGUACUUGCGUAUGAGCUUAUUUCUUACUCCCCGAGAGCUCUUCAGGCCUUCUUUCGGCAUUGCGUUUGAUAUCGAUGGCGUCAUUUUGCGAGGCAACACUCCGAUCGGAGGCUCUCCGCAGGCUCUGAAAAGGCUGUAUGACGAUAGUGGCACUUUGACAAUUCCUUAUGUUUUCUUGACUAAUGGAGGUGGUGUCCGUGAGUCUAAAAGAGCACUUGAGCUAAGCGAACUGUUGGGUUUACAAAUUUUACCUUCACAGGUUAUACAGGGUCAUACACUUUUCAAACAACUGGUAAAUAGGUAUGAGAGUGAACUUGUUAUUGCUGUAGGAAAAGGAGAACCUGCUGCAGUUAUGUCUGAGUAUGGCUUUAAAAAUGUUCUUUCUAUUGAUGAAUAUGCUUCCUACUUUGACAACAUUGAUCCUUUGGCACAAUAUAAGAAAUGGACAACUAAGCAGGUUGGGAAGAGCAGUUUCAAGGAUAUGGACCAAGGAAACAGUAUCAACUCUCAGAGAGUUCAGGCAGCAUUUAUUGUAAGCGAUUCUGUUGACUGGAGCAGGGACAUUCAGGUUCUUUGUGACAUUUUAAGAACUGGAGGUCUUCCUGGAAGGGAUAUUGGACGCCAACCACCUCUGUAUAUUGCGAAUGACGACCUUGAAUACCAGGCUGCUUUUCCUUCUGAACGUCUGGGUAUGGGAGCUUUCAGAAUUGCAUUGGAGUCCAUCUUCAAUAGAAUCCACUCUAAUGCUCUGGAGUAUACGUCUUUUGGAAAGCCAAAUCCAUUUGUUUUCAAGAAUGCUGAAACUGUACUGAGUCAACUUGUGCCAUCUCUUUAUCAUGAUGUUCAGGUUAUGGACCAUAGAAAAGCUGGACUUCAUCCUUUCAAAACACUGUAUAUGGUAGGAGAUAAUCCUUCAGUUGACAUCAAAGGUGCACAGCAGGCUGGACAUCCUUGGUUUUCUAUUUUGACAAGGACAGGAGUUUUCAAGGGAAAGGAAAACCAUGUAGAGUUUCCCGCAAAUGUGGUUGUCAACAGCGUCCAGGAGGCUGUGGAUUAUAUCUUGAGAAAGGAGUGCAAUUCCUAAUUCCAUGCCAUUUAAUUCUCAGAUUUCUAUUUCUUUUGAAAAUUUGGAAUAAAACCAUUGAACAGAAAUGCACAUAAGAACACAAUUGUUUAAUAAUGUUCAAAGAGCCAUAGCAGCUCCUUCCUUUGUUUGCGA